AUGUUCGUAGCCGACUACGUCCACUGCCUCUGCAUCCCGCUGUGGCUCAAACCUCAAGAGUUCCGACGCAAGUUCAACAUUCGCGGUAAUGGCUGCACCGACUGUCUGGCCAGCUACUUCUGCCAUUCUUGCGCACUGUCGCAACUGAAUACGGAGCUCAAGGCUAGGGCUGAGCAGCCUCAGAUCGAGGCCAAGGAGGCGCCGAUGGGUUAUGUUCAACCAGCACCACCGCACGGGAUGAUGUACGUGCCGCCUUUGUAG
Messenger RNA from Recurvomyces mirabilis, 261 nucleotides. RefSeq lists its product as uncharacterized. The coding region runs from base 1 to 261 and encodes 86 amino acids. The record is from RefSeq and is a predicted model, not a curated record. The transcript has a single exon. NCBI's taxonomy places the organism in Eukaryota, Fungi, Ascomycota, Dothideomycetes, Mycosphaerellales, Teratosphaeriaceae.